Dentiscutata heterogama is the source of this 888-nucleotide messenger RNA. NCBI's taxonomy places the organism in Eukaryota, Fungi, Glomeromycota, Glomeromycetes, Diversisporales, Gigasporaceae. The record is from the annotation of a GenBank genome assembly.
AUGAUUUUACUUCGUUUCUUUCCCUUUUUAUUUACUCUCUCUUUCAUUUUAUUCCUAUCCAUAACUACCGCUCAUCAAAAUGAAAAUCAAAUUACUCACAAAAAACGGGGCUUAAACCACCGUAAACUUCAUUAUAAAUCGAAUCUUAACCAUUUUAAAAAUUCCAAAUACUCUAUACAUUCUAAUCAUCCCGAACAUGAUUCUACAACCAUUAAACAUCCUAGAGAAUAUAAACGUAGUCCAAUUCGUCCAAUUCUUAAAGUUUUUUCCAAAUUUGCAAGAGCUACCUCUAAAGGAUCGGUAUCUACUACCAAGAUUGCAGGAGCUACUUCUAAAGGUCGGGUAUCUACUACCAAGAAUGCAGCAGCUAUCUUUAAAGGUCCGGUAUCUACUACCAAGAAUGCAGGUGCUAUCUUUAAAGGUCCGAUAUCUACUAUUAAGAUCGCAAGUGCUAUCUCUAAAAGUUUGGUAUCUAGUACCAAGAUUGUAAGAGCUACCUCUAAAGGUUUGGUAUCUAAUACCAUGAUUGCAAGAGCUACUUCUAAGAGUCCGGUAUCUACUACUAAGAUUGCAAGUGCUAGCUCUAAAAAUUCGGUAUCUGCCAUCAAGAUUGCAAGUGCUAUCUCUAAAGGCCCGGUACCUACUACCAAGAUUGCAAGAGCUACCUCUAAGAGUCCGGUAUCUACUACUAAGAUUGCAAGUGCUAGCUCUAAAAAUUCGGUAUCUGCUAUCAAGAUUGCAAGUGCUAUCUCUAAAGGCCCGGUACCUACUACCAAGAUUGCAAGAGCUACCUCUAAGAGUCCGGUAUCUACUACUAAGAUUGCAAGUGCUAGCUCUAAAAAUUCGGUAUCUGCUAUCAAGAUUGCAAGUGCUAUCUCUAAAGGCCCG